CCUCAAUUUGAUUUUUUUUGUUGUGCGGAUCACGUGGGCAACUUCAAACAGUACUACUGCGAGACAUGCCAGAAGAUGAUUUGUAAAGAUUGUGUUCGGUCAUACCACCACGACCAGGAGCACGCUGCAUAUGACAUCCGAGAAAUCUCGGACAGGUACAGACAAAACCUGCGAGACCAGAUUCAAGUGGUGGACACCGAACGGCAGGCGACCGAACAGGCUUGGCAGACUCUGGAGAAGGUGGAAAAGGAUUACAAAAGAAAAGUGGACCAAGCACUCGAGAAUGUCAAGGAAGCAGUCGCCAAGAUCAUCAAAGAGGUGGAAACAAAGGGGAAACAGGCCGUCCAUGACAUUGAACACCAACGGGAAAGACGCAGUCAGAGUUUCCACGAUGAAAGAGCAGAACUGCAGGAACAGAAGAAGAGGCUGUCCGAAAAGAUAGAAGAAGCCAAACGAGUGACUGACAUCACACGCACACCCAACAAUACAUUCCUUCUCCAGUAUCCGGCCGCUCUGGAGAAGUUUCAGAAGCCAGUCGGUGCCCCUAGCAAGAUGCAGGCCCAGCUCUCCUACCCGAUGUUCCUGGAGGGCCCCUCGGUAGGCGGUAUCGACCUGGGCAAAUUGGUGAUGGUGGAUACUUGGAAACAGGUGCACACUAUCGGCCGGAAGGGGAACGGUGAGGGGGAGUUUGAAGGUGCACGAGGCAUUGCUGCGGCUAAACCGGACAAGAUUGCAGUGACUGACAGGAAGAAUGGGCGUGUCGUCAUCUGCAACAGCCAGGGAAACAACUGGAAGUCCAUUAGCAUUGAAGCAAAUGACGUGGCGGCUACACCCAAACGAUGGGUGAUUGCUAACCCUACUGCGGUCCAAUUAUACAACAAAGAGGACGCAGAGUAUGUCUCCGAGUUCAAGACGGUGAGUGAGGAUGAGAAGCGUAGAGUGAACCUCAUCGCUUUGGCAGUCAAGACAAAUGGUAACAUCAUCGUGGGUGAUGACAUGAAGGUGUUGACCGAGCACAGCCCAGAUGGAUCGAUUCUACGCACCAUACGAAUUGAGAUCAAACCCUUUUUCUUAGCCGUGAUGUACGACCAGCGAUUUGAUCAACUCGUCGAGGUGAUAGCGAUCAGUGACUUGAACCAGCGCAAGGUGUUCAUCAUUGAGGUCUCCGAUACUGAUGUAGCUACCAAAUUGAGGGAAAUCCAUCCGAUUUUGGAGGGCAAACCCGCGAUGGACUGCCGAGGUAUGUGCGCUGAUGACUCCGGUAUCUACAUCGCAGCGACCACCAAGACCUUCAACAAGUGUCAUGUUCACCACUACGACACGAGAGGGCGGUUUAUCGCAUGCGUGGCCAAGGAUCUGUACAACCCGUACGGACUAACUUUCACAGCAGAUGGGCAGCGGCUGGCAGUGGCUGACUGCCAGUCAGUCAAGAUAUAUGCGAAGGAGUAAUGUCAUGUGGGUUGACCGAUUCUGCUUGCAUGGGAACUUGGUCUACUAGAAC
Molecule: messenger RNA, 1501 nt
Organism: Patiria miniata (bat star)
Lineage: Eukaryota; Metazoa; Echinodermata; Asteroidea; Valvatida; Asterinidae
Exons: 2
Coding region: 76-1449 (457 amino acids)
Biological process (GO): negative regulation of translation; proteasome-mediated ubiquitin-dependent protein catabolic process; protein polyubiquitination
Molecular function (GO): ubiquitin protein ligase activity; translation repressor activity
Source: RefSeq, a predicted model, not a curated record